Penicillium olsonii is the source of this 2196-nucleotide messenger RNA. NCBI's taxonomy places the organism in Eukaryota, Fungi, Ascomycota, Eurotiomycetes, Eurotiales, Aspergillaceae. The record is from the annotation of a GenBank genome assembly.
AUGGCACCUCCCGGAGUAGCUGCUCCAGGGACCGCUGCUCCUCCCGGCAUGCAGCAAGCCAACACUCAGCAGCCUGGUCGCCCAGGGUUCCCGCCCAACUUUCAACCUCCGGCGAAUAUGCCCAAUAUCAAUUUCUCUGCUCCGGUCAUUCGUCUAGGCACCUCAGGCCCAGCCAAGGCUGCAGCCCCAGAAAUGGGCCGCGAGCGGGGGCCAGAUGGCCCGGGUCGACGCGGUGGUCUAGGAUCAACAGGGAUGGACCCUCAGCGCCACUCUGGCCGAGAGGCGAUGGUGCCUGUUCACCCCCCUACCCGUGAUGAAAUUGUGCGCACGCUUUUCGUUGGCAAUAUCACUGAGGGCGUGGGUGGUGACGAGGGCAUCGAGCGCAUUCUACGAUCUGCCGGUAUCCUGCGUCGGUGGAUUCGUGCCACCGAUGCCGAUGAGAAGCCCUGUCGAUUCGGUUUUGCCGAAUACGACGAUCCAGAGAGCCUCGAAAUUGCCGUUGAGACAUUGAAGAAUGUCGAGGUGCCAGUCAAGAGACAGACUGUCCGUACAGAUGGCACCGAGGAACAGGAGGUGGAAAAGAGCACGCUUCUGGUCAUGGUCGACGAGGGUACUCUGACCUACCUGGAGCAAUUCGAGUCAAGCCGCGCCGAACAGGACCCUGAAGAUCGCCAGGCUCGGUUCAGCGCUGCUCGCACCAAUCUCGAAAACGCCUUGAAAGACCUAUUCCACCCUUCCACUCCCACUCAAAAGGAAGAUGCCUCCACCCUUGACCGAGAAGGUGAUACCGAUAUGCAAGACGUCGAGGUUACGAAGGAUGGUGAGGUGGUUACAAUUCCGAUUACAAUCGAAGACGAGUUGGCCGAUGUUCCGCCUGAGAUGCGCGCAAAUGUCGCCAAGGAGAUCGCAGCGUUCCGUGAACGCAGUAAUCGCCGUGACAUUGAGCGUCUACGACGCGAGGAAGAGAUUGAGUCCAUGGAGCGCGCGCGAAACUCCGGAUCUCGUAUUAACCGACUUGCUUCUCCCCCAGCCUCGGCUCCGAGUGGCCCUGCCGGUGGUACCAAUGGCAUUCCACUGGGCCCGCGGGACCGCAAUGUCCCCAACGCACCUUCCGGCCCCAAGGCAUUUGGUGUACAGAUCCCCAAGGAUUAUCAAAAGGGAGUCUCAUUUGUCAAUGGCGGGUCCCUUAAUGGCGUCUCGAUGGACCACGAGGACGAGGAUUCCGACGCUAGCGAUGAGGAGAUUCAUCGCCGCCGGCAGGAAAGGCAAGAAGCCGAGCAAGAAAAACACUAUUUAGAUCAAGAGCGCCGCUGGCUCAAUCGGGAACGCAGCCGAACCGCGGCCUUGGAGCGCGAGAAGAAGCGCGAGACCGAAGAAGAUGGAAAAUUGCAAGCUGCUCAUGAUGAAAUGGAGGCGCGUCUUGGUGCUUGGAAUGACGACACUGAAGCCAGUCGCAAGACUACGGAUUACUACGCGGACCGCGGAGCCUGGCUUCGUACCCGUGGUGCAUACCGCUCACGCGAAGCCAACAUUGACGAGGCUGAUCGUCUCGCGGAAGAACGCGAAAGCGCGCAGUCUGCCAAGCAGCAAGAGCAGGCUCGUGGCAUGGCCGACGAUUUCCUCGCCCGCCAAGCCGAGGAGCUUCAAACACGCCCCGCCGAAGCUCCUCGUGAGCCCCAGCGCUUCAAGCUGUCCCUCGGAGCUGCUGCGCAGAAAGUCCAGGCCGCCACCACCCGCCGCACUGUCGCCGAGGUUGAGGGUCUGUUGGAGGAUGAGGAAGAGCCCGAGACCACCACCCGUCGCCAACUGGUUCCCAUCAAAUUUGACUCGGCCGCCGAAGCUGCAGGUCUCACUGAGGAGGAGCGCGCACAGGCCGCCCGCCAGCUCGCCGCGGAGAUUCCAACCGAGAAGGACGGCCUUUGGAACUGGCCCGUCAAGUGGGAGUUUGUGGAUGAUGCCGUUCUCGGCGAUCAGCUCAAGCCGUUCGUGGAAAAGAAGAUUGUCGAGUAUCUCGGUGUACAGGAGCAGAUGCUGGUCGACGUUGUAGAGGAGCACCUGCGGAAACGUGGGCCACCCCAGGAAUUGGUGGAGCAGCUGGCUGAAGCAUUGGAUGAAGAGGCUGAGGUGCUUGUUCGCAAGCUUUGGCGCAUGGUGAUUUUCUUCUCGGAAAGCGAGAAGCGUGGUCUUUCGGCUUAA